AUGUUCAUACGUGGUCUUAUCGAUGUUGUUUGCCAGGUUUGGUAUCACUCGAACUGUGCCACACGGGGUCGUGGUUGUUUCAAUACCAGACUGGUCGAACAGGGUGGUUGUUGCAUCUGGUACAAUGAACCCAAUCUACUGGGGGAUAUCGAGGAGCAUUUGGGCAUCACUAUUGACACAGUCGACUCAAAUCUGUCCAUCCCGGCCGAUGCAUUUGAUGGCAAGGUGGUGUACGGUCAGAAGUUAAAACAUCUUGCACCAACCUACAAAAGCCAUGUCGAUGUGCUUGCAUCCUCGGUGAAGGAGUUGAACCAGUUGGAGAAACGGGCACAGCAGAGCUUUUUACGUCUCAAAUAUGCCGGAGAAAUCAAUGCCUGA
This is a messenger RNA of Echinostoma caproni, 378 nucleotides long. NCBI's taxonomy places the organism in Eukaryota, Metazoa, Platyhelminthes, Trematoda, Plagiorchiida, Echinostomatidae. The record is from the annotation of a GenBank genome assembly.